Echinops telfairi (small Madagascar hedgehog) is the source of this 993-nucleotide messenger RNA. RefSeq names its product nudix hydrolase 6 (gene NUDT6). The record is from RefSeq and is a predicted model, not a curated record. Lineage: Eukaryota; Metazoa; Chordata; Mammalia; Afrosoricida; Tenrecidae. The transcript has 5 exons. The coding region runs from base 295 to 738 and encodes 147 amino acids. Gene Ontology annotation, molecular function: NADH pyrophosphatase activity; ADP-ribose diphosphatase activity; NAD binding.
CCCUGGGGGACCCGGAGAGGUCGAGCUGCAAUCCAGAAAUGGCGAUCAGAAGGUCGAACAGCCAUCUGGCUACACAUCCCCAUCCUCCAAAGCCGAUGCAUUGCUCCUGCCGCUUCCCUGGGCUUCUGCUUUCACCACGCAGAAGCGGACUCGGCAACACUUACCCUGUGGCUGGGAGAAGGGCCCAGCAGAUUACCAGGAUAUGCCACGCAUCAAGUAGGAGUUGCAGGCGCUGUCUUCGAUGAAAACACUAGGAAAAUAUUGGUAGUACAAGACCGAAAUAAAUUAAAAAAUAUGUGGAAGUUUCCAGGAGGCCUGUCAGAGCCGGGAGAAGAUCUUGGAGAUACAGCAGUUCGAGAAGUUUUUGAAGAGACUGGGAUAAAAUCAGAAUUCAGAUCCCUCCUGAGUAUUCGGCAGCAGCACACCAGUCCAGGAGCUUUUGGAAAGUCAGAUAUGUAUAUUAUCUGCCGCCUAAAGCCAUGUUCGUUCACCAUCAAUUUCUGCCAGCACGAAUGCUUGAGGUGUGAGUGGAUGGAUCUCAGUGACCUGGUCAAGACUGAAAAUACGACUCCCAUCACCAGGAGAGUUGCGAGGCUGCUGCUGUAUGGGUACAAAGAAGGAUUUGACAAGAUUGAUCUGACCAUGGAAGAGUUGCCAGCAGUUUACACAGGCCUGUUUUAUAAACUCUAUCACAAGGAACUGCCAGAGAAUUACAAGGCGAUGACAGGAGAAAACUAAAUUCACAUUUUCAUGUUUAAAAGGUUUCCAAUUUACAUGUUGAUUAAUAUAAACCUUAUUAUUAAAAAGUAGUGGACAUUUGAAUGAUUAAGUAUCUGACUGCAAUUCUAAUGUGUAUGGUUUUUUUUAAAUGAAGAAAAUUUGCUUCUGAAUGUGCACACUCUAAAAGCGCCUAUUUCAAAUAAAGUCAAUUUAUUAAGCUUCAACAGGUAACAGUAAAUGUUAUAUAAAGAGUAAAAGGUUAUAUAUUUCCAA